GGCAUUUUCCAUCGCCCAACAUUCGAGACGGCAAUGCCUGUCCGCAAUGCAAUCGAACGAUCAGUGUCGCCCUGCGAAAUAACAGCGCUGUCUCUGCCAAUAUCCCAAACUGGGCAUAUUCUUCUGUCAGCAAAGAGUAUAGACUCCCUAGUGCUCCCUCCUCCGGGGAAGAUUCAGGACAAUUCUCUAUUCGGAUCUGUCGAAGAGCAAAUUGACUUGAGGCUAGCAUCCUCCGAUAAUCCUACUGCUGUCAUGGAGUUGGAUCUCGAUGGGAACAUAAGCUAUCUCAGUAAGAAUUGGGAAUUCAUCGUCGGUACCAAAAUCAAAAAGAUCAUAAACAAGCCCAUCGCUAACAUUAUUCUUGGGAACACCCCGGGUGAUCACCAGGUGUUCAACAACGCAAUCGAACAGAUGACUAAAGAUGACUACUCCUAUAAAGUAAAAUUCAUAACAGCCACAAAUGAUAGGACAACACAUCCCGCAGAUUUACAUUCAAGUGGAAAGAUAACCCCACAGCAUUCAGCAGAAGAUUUGACUCAAAUACUAGAGCCAGACCAAGAAUAUCUGGACGCCAUUCAAACGGAGCAUAACGCAGCUGAAGAUAUGGUCCAUGAUUCUGGCAUAUCGUAUGAUUCUGAUGAUAGCACAAUCUCUUCAAAAUUGUCCAACAAUGGAGAUGUGAUAGAGUUGGAAGCGCAAGGAAUUUUGAUUCAUGAUCCCAAAACAAGCCUACCAACCCAUUCAAUGUGGACGAUCAAGCCGUUUGUUCAAAUUGAUUUGGAUUUAACCUUACCUGAAAACUUAAUUAAUUUGUUAGGUUUUGGUUCUGAAAUAUUUGAGGGGUAUUUAGUGAGUCUAAAAGAACAAGGGAUCAUUGAAGAAGAGUCUGCUCCUCAACCGAAAAUGAUUUUGUGCAGAAUCUGUGAAACUCAUGUGCCGGCAUGGUUCAUUGAAAAACACUCUGAGUUGUGUAUUGUGGAGCAUAGGGUUAGCGAAGAUUUACAAACGUGCCAUGAUGCAAUCAAUGAGCAAGUGGACUUAAUCCAAAAAAUUUAUGAUAGUUUGUUGUACUACCAUCAGCACCCCCCAGUUUUAUCCCCAUCACCACUUUCCUCGAACCUGAUUUCUUCCAAUUCCUCAGAUGACAGCCUUUCAAUAGUCACCGGUUUGAUACACGAAUACAAAGGAAUACCAUUACCAAAUAUUGCUAAUGAUGCAUCUCCCAGGUUGGCAAAUCAAGUUUUAACAAAAAAUUUCCAAGCAAGUAAUCCAAUGAUACCGACAAGAAGAUUCCCAUUCGGUAUUCUUCAGAAAUUAAUAGAUUUGUGUAACGAGGCAUCAAUGAUAAAUCCAGCAGAAACCAACUCCAACGGUGAUUUGGAGUUUUCACCAAAUACAGAGAAGGCUGUAAAUGCAGUUAUCAAUUGGAAAUUUUUUGAGACUACUGACCUUGCAAUAAAGACCAUAGUGGAGGAUACUAAACAAUUGGUGAAUGAGAAAGUCGAUAUUUUAUCGAGACUAGUGUCGAUUCUACAAUACUCAAACAAGAUCAAAAAAGAAGUGGAUGAGUUGGUGCUAGAAACGGUAGGGCAAACAAUCUUUAAGAUCAAAGAGCAAACAAUGCUCAAGGAGUUCAACUCUAAUAGUACCCCGAGGAAUAGUACCCCUGACGUAGCAGUCAAUGAUGAACUCAAUAUUUCACAGUCUAAUGAGCAUCUGAUUUCAGAUACUUUGGAUAUCAAUAGAUCGGCAUCUCUCAUCCUUUCACCACAGCCUUCCAGAUCUAGGAGUCCACAUUUGUUACAAGAGCCUUACUUCAAGGAUGAAGAGUUAAAGUCAAUUACUCCCAAGGAUAUUUUGCUUAGGGGAAGAACUUCUGACCGAGUGGGCAGGAGUAGUGUAACCAGCUCAAAGUCAUCGCUAUCGAUUGGUAAUUCUAGAUUUGGAUCUAACGAGUUGGUGGAGUCAUUACAAGACCUCGAAUUGUCUAAAAAAUCAUCGGGCAAAGACAACACUUUUGCAAAUCCACCCCCACCUUUAUCCAACAGCUCUUCUUUCUCCUUACCUAGAAGACACUUAUCGCCAGCUCCUUAUGUUGAGAAGCAGAACUUCUCUUCUUUCCAAAGAAAUAUUAACUCAAGGUUGGAUACCAAUACUCCCCACACUUCGCCAUCAGUUUUGAAUGCUGAUAUUAACAACAAUGAUAACAUUAUUUACGAAAAGAGAACAAGUUCAGGAGGAAGUGCAAUUCCACCGAAUCUUCUUCCUCAACACGGUCGCAGGAAUUCGAUUAACAAACCUCCUUUAUCACCAUUAUUAGUUUCAACUACUCCAUCCAGUAAACCGAAUGGUGGUGGCAUAAGAGACUACGAGGUGAUCAAACCGAUUAGCAAAGGUGCCUUUGGCUCGGUUUUCUUAGCCAAAAGAAAACUUACUGGUGAUUAUGUCGCUAUCAAAUGUCUUAAGAAGAGAGAUAUGAUUGCUAAAAAUCAAAUCCUUAAUGUUAAAUCAGAACGGGCGGUUAUGAUGAAACAGUCAGAUUCUCCUUAUGUGGCUCAAUUAUACAGUAGUUUCCAAUCUAAGGAUUACUUAUACUUGGUUAUGGAGUAUUUACACGGUGGUGAUUGUGCAACUUUGAUCAAGACACUCGGAACACUUGGUGAUAGCUGGGCUAAGAGAUAUAUCGCGGAGGUGGUAGUGGGAGUUGAUGAUUUGCAUAAAAGAGGAAUUAUUCACAGAGAUUUGAAGCCAGACAACUUGUUGAUUGACAGUAAGGGACAUUUGAAAUUGACUGAUUUUGGUUUGUCCAGAAUGGGUGUUGUUGGAAGACAAACUCAAUCUCGUCGUAAAAGCAGCAACAAUGAACAUCCUAUAGAGCUUUUCAGAAAGAGUUUGAGUCAGAAUGCAGUCCAUCAAAGCCCUUUAUCAAACGUAUCGGGAUUAGGGUUUGGAGUUGACUCUCCUUUGACAGAAUUUUCUCACAAGAGAACUAGUUCUGUGACCCCAUUUUCAUUAUCUCCCACAUUGGAAAAUACCAAGUUGGCAACUGGAGGAUUUCCUGCUGUUGGCCCAAGUUCCUUGACCUCUCCGACUUUAUCAUAUCUCGAAUCCUUUAAUCAACCUGCUCCACAACAGCUUUCACAGUCUCAACAUACACAAGCACCCCAGCCUCCCCCAUUGCUUACUCACAGAACAUCAUCAAUUUUCAAAGGUAAUAGAUCUGGAUCUAAUUCGAGUGGUUUAGAAUCACCAUUGCUUAAACCAGUACUUCCUCGUACUUUCUCGGAAUCCUCCUUUGUUUUAGUUGAGGAUGAUUUUCAAGUCAGUCCUUCACACAACCAAGCUGGGAGUAUCACGAACUAUGCUUUGUUUGACCCAGCUAAUGAAAAUAGUAAUGAUGUCAAGAAGUUUGUGGGUACACCUGAUUAUUUGGCUCCUGAGACAAUUGAGGGUGUGGGUCAAAAUGAAGCUUCGGAUUGGUGGUCACUCGGGUGUAUCUUGUUCGAAUUUUUAUUCGGAUACCCUCCAUUCCACGCAGACACCCCGGAGGAAGUAUUUACAAAUAUUUUGAAAGGUUCAGUUGAUUGGCCACCCUUAACAGAAGAAGAAGAAAAAGAGUAUUGUUCUCCAGAAGCAAAGGAUUUGGUCAAAAAAUUAUUGAAUUUGAACCCUGAUGAGAGAUUGGGCUGUAACGGAGCUGAUGAGAUCAAGGGCCAUAAAUAUUUUAAAGGUAUUAAUUGGUCUACGUUAUUUGAUGAAGAAGCUUCGUUCGUUCCCACUUUAGAUGAUCCUGAGUCUACUGACUAUUUUGAUUUGCGUGGUGCUGACAUCGCUCAAUUUCCUAAGGAAGACUCCGAUGAAGAGAAACAAGCGGCUUCUGAUAUUAUGCAAGUGAAAACUAAUUCAACUUACACAACUGAAUUGGGGGGUGGCACUAACAAGAGGGAAAGAAGAUCAAGCAGAUUAGCAGAUCCCAGUGAAUUUGGUUCGUUCCAUUUCAGAAACCUUGCAGUAUUGGAAAAGCAAAAUAAGGAUGUCAUCAACAGAUUGAAAAAUGAACACUUGGAGCAUCGCAAUAGCUUUUCAUCUUCCUCCUCGGAAUCUACACCAUUAUCCAGGUCCAGAGGGUUUUCUUUCAAUGGCGGAAAUCUGAACAACCAAUCGAGCCCUUUCAAAAGACCGGUGUCACCGAUUGCUACAGCAUCAGGAUAUGGAACUAGCGGUAGAUCUUCGUCACCUCACAAAGUCACAGAGACUUCAUCAUCUCCGCAGUCAGUAACUUUCAAGCAAGAAGGACCAAGCUCAGCAAUUAGUAACUAUUCGAGUGGAGAUGAGUUCCCAUUCGAGGUAGGGAAGCUGUCACCAAGUUCCGAACCUUACCCAAACGAAAAACACCGGUCAUCUGUACAUUCUUUAACCAAGCUGAUAUUGAGAGAUUCACCUUCGAGCUCAGAUACCGAGGAUACCAAGAGUUCAGCAUUGUUAAGAGUAAAGAAGAGAAGAGAAAGUUCAAGACGCUUGGCUGCAUCCAGUAUAACAAGUGGAUCCUUUUCAGCAGAUGAGCCACCUUCAAACCUUAAUGAGUUGGACGUGCUUUACUGUGAGUCAAUUCCAAUUGUUCGUCAUAGUGUAACGAAAAUGCUAGAACGGUGCGGGUGUAUUGUUGUGGCUAUAUCUGAUGGGGAUGAGCUAGUAAGAAGAGCUACAAGUCAAGUCAAGUUUGAUUUAAUUUUUACUGCCUUAAGAUUGCUGAAAAUCGACGCCGUUGAUGCAGUCAAAUUAAUCAAAUUCACUACCAGUGUCAACUCGAAUACGCCAAUCAUUGCUGUGACUGGAUUUGCGCAUGAGGCACUUGGGUACCAAAUUUUUGACGAUGUCAUUGAAAAGCCUGUUGGGAUGCAGCAAGUUAACAGAUGUAUCCACAAAUUUACCAAUUACAACAACGAUGAAGCAAUUGAAUCCGAUAAUGAA
Messenger RNA from Suhomyces tanzawaensis NRRL Y-17324, 4971 nucleotides. It is a transcript of the gene RIM15, whose product is annotated as protein kinase. The annotation marks the transcript as partial. Gene Ontology annotation, cellular component: nucleus; cytoplasm. The transcript is spliced from 3 exons. Gene Ontology annotation, molecular function: ATP binding; protein serine/threonine kinase activity. The record is from RefSeq and is a predicted model, not a curated record. Gene Ontology annotation, biological process: peptidyl-serine phosphorylation; phosphorelay signal transduction system. NCBI's taxonomy places the organism in Eukaryota, Fungi, Ascomycota, Pichiomycetes, Serinales, Debaryomycetaceae.